AAUAUUGGUAACAAUAGCUUCAACCACAGCUCCUUUUUUGCACCUGCAAUUCUAAUCAUAUAUACAAAAUACCAACAUUUCACGCUUAGUGCUAACCGAGUAUUUUUAGGUCUUUCUCUGUGGUCCCAAGUACACACUGCGCACACCUUUCACUUUCACUUUCACCUAUACCCACCAUGACGUCUUCCCUCUCAUCUCGCCAGGAUCUUCUGCCUGAGUCGGACCACUUCAGGUUCCGACUCUUCGCUCUACACCACCUCAACUUGCUCUACUCCACCUUAACUUGUUAUACACACCCCAAUACGCAAGUAUCAUGGCUUCAGCUCCUCUAUUCUCAGACCUAACAUCGUGCCUCAUCUUUACACCCAUGGACACAAGUCACCUACUCUCAAGUUUGACAUGUUCCCCCUUGUAUAGGCCUAGGCUGGAUUUCAAGCAACCGUACUUUCCAAUCAAUGGUUCGAGUCCACUACGCUACGAGUACAAAGUGCCGGGCGCAUGGCCUGAUGAGACAGCUACAUAUGAACUUGAUACUCCCGGAAAGUACUGCAAUGUGUCGGCCAAGAGUAAUACAAUUCUUUAUGAAUCAUCCAACUGCUCCUGGAAACCAUGCUUGCCGCCGACAACCUCUGUAGACCGCUAUACUUCCGCCUCUCCGCAAGACACCUGGUCAGCGCCAAUCGCACUCAAGCCCUUUCCAUUGAGAGAUAGUGAGGUCUUUGAGGACGAGCAGGAGGACCCAGAAGACUAUGAUCCUGAGUACGCAACAUACUUGUUAUCCGACAUGGUCUAUCAUCAUGAAAAGGAACAACGCCGUGAAAACGAAGAGAUGUAUCGUAUCCAGUGCGUGACGAGAAAGGAACGAUACGUAGAAGACGAGCCGAGGCAGUGGCUAGGCGAGAACCUUGUUACCGGCGAUGUGCGACGAGCGAUCAGAGGCCAAGAUCGGACAAUAAGAGCCAGUGAGGAUAAGAAGAGAUGGAUGAGAGAUGGGUGGGAGCGAGAUGGCCAGACGGAUACAAAAUUGACAAUGGGUGAGGGGACGCCUGCUGAUGAUGGGCAUAGGAGCAUGCAGAGCUAUUUUGUGAAGCAAUCUUGGAAGAGGAAGAGAGGGGCUGAAGGAUACGAUGGAGAUGUGAGAGACGAGAUGAGGUUGGCGAAAAGACCGCGUCGAGUAUCGAGGGGUAUUAUGAAGACGUACUAUAGGAAAAGAGAGAGGUAUAUCGGUGCCAAGGUGCAUUGAGAGAUAUUCGACGACUGGACCUACUCGCCAUGUAUACGCCCUCCCUCGAACGUAUCCGCAAAAGUCCGAGUAUAAAACCGAAUGCGCUGCAUGGCAAAUGCUGUGUAACGAUGCUAUGGGUCGCCAUGACCUGAGGUCAGAAGCCUCAGAAAACGGCACGGACACACACCGAGCUGUACAGUUUAGCAAAUGACCAUGCCUACAACCUUGGAGAUGG
Cucurbitaria berberidis CBS 394.84 is the source of this 1460-nucleotide messenger RNA. RefSeq lists its product as uncharacterized. The transcript has a single exon. The record is from RefSeq and is a predicted model, not a curated record. NCBI's taxonomy places the organism in Eukaryota, Fungi, Ascomycota, Dothideomycetes, Pleosporales, Cucurbitariaceae. Bases 314 to 1243 code for a protein of 309 amino acids.